This is a messenger RNA of Helianthus annuus (common sunflower), 1299 nucleotides long. RefSeq lists its product as uncharacterized. The record is from RefSeq and is a predicted model, not a curated record. Bases 242 to 1114 code for a protein of 290 amino acids. NCBI's taxonomy places the organism in Eukaryota, Viridiplantae, Streptophyta, Magnoliopsida, Asterales, Asteraceae. The transcript is spliced from 6 exons.
UCUUUAUCAACACUGAUAUAAGAUUUAUGAAAUAAUUUGUACUACCCUUUGUACUACAUCCAACUGAUUCUAGCUUUUCAUCUCAUCUCUCCCACUCUACUCUUAGUUUCUCCCACACACCACCACCAUAAAUCCAAGAAAAACCAUGUUUCAAAUCUGUUGUCGGAAGUGGGCCUGAUGAUCUAGUCACCGGUCACAAGUCACAACACAAUACCUGCUAGUCGUUUGGGGAUGCUGGUGUAUGAGGAUGUCACCGGUGAAGUGGGGUGGGCAACCGGGAUGCGAAUGCCACCGGAGGCCAUGCAUGCAGAUAACUGAGAUUACAUUCUCCAUAAUACAAGGGAUACUUACGAUUGGAGAUGAGGAAUAUGGAAAGUUUUACAACCCAUAUGCUACUUCAAUUGUACAAUUUCUAAAGAUGGCAACAUGUGCUACGAGUGGCCUAGACUACUUUCAUAAUAAGAGAAUGGAAGGCAUAGUUGUCGAUUGGUACCAUCGGCAACCGCAAGUACUUGCGGAUGUACGAAGACAAUAUACCGAAAUGGAUUCAACGAAGAUACCUCCUUCGUUCUUAAAAUUUAUUGGAGAAGAUAUUGUGUUUUUGACCAUACCAUCUGACUUUGCAACUAAUCUGUGGGGAGAUAAAGUGCCCUAUGGUAAAACAGUACAAAUAAGAGAUGGUGGCAGUUUGAGCUUUGUAAGGAUCAGAAACAGAAAUGGACAACCUAUAUUUACUGACGGAUGGAUUAAUUUGGUUAGAAAAAAUGCUUUGAAAUUAAAAGAUGGAGUAUUAAUAACAGCCACCGGGCCAUACACAUUCAAUGUUUCAUGGUUCAAAGAAUAUGUCUGUCAAAACUCUUAUUUUACAGCACAACAAAAAACUGUACCAGAAAUGUCUCUUAUGCCUCAUACAUUUUGGAAGAACUUUUAUGGUAAAAACUACAAGGGUGAAAUGGCAAGGGUAUAUAUUGGAGAAAGAUUUUGGAAUGUCAAGUUGGAAGCAUGUUCGCAUUGUUGUUGUUUCAAAGAUGGAUGGCGUAAACUGGUUGAGGAGGUGCCUUUGGAGAACGAAUGUGCCUUUGGAUGCAUGUUCACAUUAGUGUUUUUCAUGUAGCCAUGUUGCUUUGUUUAUGCUAUAUAUAGCCAUUUGCAUAGUAACCAUUUUUCUAUUCGAAACAAUAGCUUUCUUCCAUGUUUGAGAAUUGAAGCAGUAACAUAUUCCUGAGUUUGAGUGCUUUGUAUCUGGCUAUUUACAGCCUUUGCAUACUGGAAUACUUUAUUAUACCUCAUACUUAUCUA